This is a messenger RNA of Penicillium paradoxum, 510 nucleotides long. RefSeq names its product DUF3807 domain-containing protein. The coding region runs from base 1 to 510 and encodes 169 amino acids. NCBI's taxonomy places the organism in Eukaryota, Fungi, Ascomycota, Eurotiomycetes, Eurotiales, Aspergillaceae. The transcript has 2 exons. The record is from RefSeq and is a predicted model, not a curated record.
AUGCAGGUCCCAACUGUAACGCUGGAAGACCUCCAGGCCUUCCAAGCCAAGCACUUUCCCAGUCAACAGCCGUCCACGUUCCCUCCUGAACACGAUGAGACCACGGAAGAUGACCUUGGAUACUACCCAGACGGAGUGAAGCGCACUCUCACUGAUGAAGAAAUCCAGAUUUUCAGACACAGUGAGAUACACGCUCUGCUGCGACAGAGGCAGCGACAACAGGAAGAAGCAGAAUACGAAUCUCGCAUGCAUUCAUCGCUAGCUGAUGGAUCGGAGAGUAAGCUAGAUCAUGCAUCUGAGAAGCGGCCUCUGGAUGACAAGUCGCAUCCUCCGGGUGGUGACAAGAAGCGAUCACGGCCACGCCAAGGAUCCAAGAAACAUACUGUUGAGGAUACAAAUUCCGAGCCCCUGGACUACGGAGAUGACACUCAAGAGCCACAGGCCGCAGAAAGACCAGCGGUGUCGCAGAUGCCCUACCAAAGUCGCAGGAUUAUCUCCUACGAUGACUGA